Molecule: messenger RNA, 2476 nt
Organism: Ceratotherium simum simum (southern white rhinoceros)
Lineage: Eukaryota; Metazoa; Chordata; Mammalia; Perissodactyla; Rhinocerotidae
Source: RefSeq, a predicted model, not a curated record
CCCCUACGGCCGCUGUUUAUCCUCCUGCUUCAGUUCUGGUAGCUAGGGUCAAACCCGCUGUAGUGACUGACUUUGAGGGGACCCUGCUCCCGGGUCUGAGUCCACCUUUGCUACUCGGCCUUCCUCCCAGCCCACGGGCACUGAGCUCAGGGGCGUGGCGCAGGCCUGACCCCGCCCCCGCCGUAGGGCUGCUGGGGCCUGGUCGCCAUAGCGACGGACUGUACACUACAGCAGCUUCCCAGGCCGCGGUUGCUGGCUACCCGACUGCGGAAGGGUCAUGGCCUCCCCGAAACCGCGGGGGUCCAGCUUCGCUACCUCGUCGAGAACACACCUGCGGCCUUCAAGAGUGACCAUAGAUGACUCCUUCUUCACAGAAACCAAGAACACCCAGAAACACAAGCUUUCUCAGAAACAGAAGACUCUGUCCUGUCAGUUCUCCACUGGUGGCCACCUGUCCCCAUGGCCCACAUACACCAGUGGCCAGACCAUUCUGCAUAAUCGAAAGCCCUGUUCAGAUGACUACCGGAAGCGAGCAGGUAGCUGGCAGCAGCAGCCCCUGAACACUACCAAGCCGAGGUACCUGGAGCAACUAGAGAACUACCUACGCAAGGAGCUCCUGUUGCUGGACCUGGGCACAGAUUCUGCCCAGGAACUGAGGCUGCAGCCUUAUAGAGAGAUUUUUGAGUUCUUCAUAGAGGACUUCAAAACGUACAAGCCAUUGCUAUCCUCCAUCAAGAAUGCAUAUGAGGUGAUGCUGGCCCACCAGAGGGAGAGGAUUCGGGCUCUGGAGCCCCUGAAGGCCAAGCUUGUCGCUGUGAAUGAGGACUGUAAUGAGAGGAUCCUGGCCAUGAGAGCUGAAGAGAGAUACGAAAUCUCCACGCUGAAGAAAGAGAAGAUGAAUUUGCUAAAACUCAUUGACAAAAAGAAUGAGGAGAAGAUCUCGUUGCAGAGUGAGGUGACUAAACUAAGAAAGAACUUGGCUGAGGAGUACCUGCACUACCUUACUGAGCGAGAUGCUCGCAAGAUCCUCAUUGCAGACCUGAAUGAGCUACGGUACCAGCGGGAAGACAUGUCACUAGCCCAGUCCCCAGGCAUCUGGGGGGAGGACCCCGUGAAGUUAACACUGGCUCUGAAGAUGACCCGGCAAGACCUGACCCGCACACAGAUGGAACUCAACACCAUGAAGGCCAACUUUGGAGAUGUGGUGCCCAGAAGGGACUUUGAAAUGCAGGAGAAGACCAACAGGGAUCUGCAGGAGCAGCUGGACAGCCUGAGAGAUGACUACGAAGAGGUCCGCAAGGAGCAUGAGAUACUGCUGCAGUUGCACAUGAGCACACUGAAGGAGCGGGACCAGUUUUAUUCUGAGCUGCAGGAGAGCCAGCGCACCUCCACGCCACGGCCUGACUGGACCAAGUGUGAAGAUGUGGUGGCUGGGGGCCGAGAUCGCUGGCAGAUGCUGGCCGAGGGCAAGAACAGCGACCAGCUGGUGGACGUGCUCCUGGAGGAGAUUGGCGAGGGGCUGCUCCGGGAGAAAGACUUCUUCCCUGGUCUGGGCUAUGGGGAAGACAUCCCCCCUUUCCUUCGGUUUGAUGGUAUUGUGGAGAACAAGAAGCCAACCAAGAAGGAUGUAGUAAACCUCCUGAAGGAUGUCUGGAAGGAACGGCUCGCUGAGGAGCAGAAAGAGAAGUUUCCAAAUUUCUUCUUCAAUUUCCUGGAGCGUCGCUUUGGGCCUGGUGAUGCCAUGGCCUGGGCUUACACCAUUUUUGAAAAUAUCAAGCUCUUCCGCUCCAAUGAGGUCAUGAGUCAGUUCUAUGCAGUCUUGAUGGGAAAGAGGAGUGAAAGUGUGUACACCAAGCAGAAGGAGACAAUAGCACAGCUGUUGAAGGAGAUGACAAAUGUUGACAGUCAGAACGAGGGGCUACUAACCAUGGAGCAGUUAAGCACUGUUCUCAAGAGCACCUUCCCCCUCAAGAAGGAAGAGAAAAUUCAGGAGCUGAUGGAGGCAGGGGGCUGGCAUCCCAACAGCAGCAAUGCAGACUUGCUCAACUACCGCUCAUUGUUUAUGGAGGAUGAGGAAGGCCAGAGUAUGCCCUUUGUGCAAAAGCUGUGGGAACAGUACAUGGAUGAAAAGGAUGAGUACUUACAGGAGCUAAAGCAGGAGCUAGGCCUGGAACUCCGUGAUGAGGUAACCCUAUCCAAGAUACGUGAGGCCCUGAUGAACAUCGAUCCCAGCCUGGACAAGCAGACUCUGAAUAGCUAUUUGAGCCAGGCCUUCCAGCUCCCUGUGACAGAAGUGCCAGAGGAGGGUGAGGAAGAGGGCAUUGUGAUAUGGCUCCAGACUGCACUGGAACGGCUUCACAUGGCUGACAUCAGGCGCAUGGGUCCUCGAGAGCAGGAGCCUGCAAGCUAGGGCCACUGUGGGCAGCCUGUGUGCUCCAGUACUGCUGACCUCUGACUUUUAGUAUAAAAUUGUUUG